Molecule: messenger RNA, 1673 nt
Organism: Solanum verrucosum
Lineage: Eukaryota; Viridiplantae; Streptophyta; Magnoliopsida; Solanales; Solanaceae
Product: pentatricopeptide repeat-containing protein At2g13420, mitochondrial-like
Exons: 1
Coding region: 13-1578 (521 amino acids)
Molecular function (GO): protein binding
Source: RefSeq, a predicted model, not a curated record
UGCUCGAUCAAAAUGCUUGUCCGAUUGGAUUUCCGUUCUCUCUUCUUCCCCAAAACCCCCGUCCAUUUUCUCCGCUUCUUUUGCUCUUCACAACUCCAGCCAAUGCCGCCGGAACUUCCGCAAUUUGAACCCUCAAACGACGCCGACUUAAUUUCUCAGUUACUCAUCCAACACCACAACCCAUUUCACGCCAUGGAAUCUUCUCUUCAGCUCCAUGGCAUUUCCUUCACCCCUUUCCUUGUCCAUCAGACUCUCAUCCGACUCAAAAACUCUUCUAAAGUUGCCCUUUCCUUCUUUCACUAUUCCCAAACCCAACCCAAUUCCGACACCUCCACCCCUACUGCUUACAAUCUCCUCAUCGACAUUUUAUGCAAAGUCCGCCAGUUCGAUGUUGCAUGGCAGCUUAUUAUUCAAAUGGACCAGAAAUCUGUAAAAACUGAUUUCACUACUUUCUAUGUGUUGAUCCGUAGGCUUAUCUCUGCUGGCUUUACCCGCCAAGCUAUUCGGACUUUCAGUGAAAUGCACGUAUUUCUUGAUCAAUACGGUGAAGAUGAAGUAUGGAAAUUGUAUUUUAGUUAUCUUCUUGAUACUCUUUGUAAAUAUGGAUAUGUUAAAGUGGCUACUGAAGUUUUUAAUAAAGAAAAAUGGAGAUUGGAGCUCAACUGUAAGGUUUAUACUAUUCUGAUUUAUGGUUGGUGUAAAGUGAAGAAUAUAGAGAUGGCUAGGAGGUUUCUUGGGGAGAUGUUGGAUAAGGGUAUUGAUCCGAAUGUGGUAAGUUACAAUGUGUUAUUGAAUGGAAUUUGCAGGAGAGCGAGUUUGCAUCCGGAUGGUAGGUUUGACACGGUAAUUAGGGAGGCAGAGAAGGUGUUUGAAGAAAUGACUGAAAGAGGUGUGGAACCAGAUGUGACCAGCUAUUCCAUACUCCUACAUGUCUAUAGCCGGGCUCAUAAGCCCGAGUUAUCACUUGAGAAAUUAAGGAUUAUGAAACGCAAAGGGAUAUGCCUGAAUAUUGUGACAUAUACCUCAGUUAUCAAGUGUCUCUGCACUUGUGGUAGGAUUGAAGAUGCGGAGCUGUUACUCGAGCAAAUGGUUUCUAAUGGGGUGACUCCCACAUCCACAACUUACAAUUGUUUCUUUAAAGAGUUCAAAGGGAGGAAGGAUGCCGAUGGUGCGUUGAGGUUGUAUGGGAAAAUGAAGGAGGGUUCCCUAUGCUCACCUAGCGUGAGUACAUUCAACAUAUUGUUGGGGAUGCUAUUGAAACUAGGUCGAAUGGGGCUGGCAAGAGAUAUUUGGGACGAUAUGAAGGAUUCUGGAGCAGGACCUGAUUUGGAUUCAUAUACAUUGUUGAUUCAUGGAUUUUGUGAGAAACAAAAAUGGAAAACAGCCUGUGAAUUCUUUAUGGAAAUGAUAGAAAAGGGAUUGCUGCCACAGAAGGUCACCUUCGAGACACUUUAUAGAGGCUUAAUACAAUCCAAUAUGCUGAGGACUUGGAGAAGGUUAAAAAAAAGGCUUGAUGAGGAAUCAAUAACUUUUGGUUCAGAAUUUGAAAAUUAUCAUCUCAAGCCUUAUAGAAGGUAAUCUGAUGAAAUUCUGAAAGGGGUACAAGGCUGAACAAUCUGACUUCGAGCUAAAGAGCUAACUGAUAUUUCCUGAUUAAUGGAGAGCUAUUUAUA